Molecule: messenger RNA, 2871 nt
Organism: Oryza sativa Japonica Group (Japanese rice)
Lineage: Eukaryota; Viridiplantae; Streptophyta; Magnoliopsida; Poales; Poaceae
Source: RefSeq, a predicted model, not a curated record
ACCGGUAGCUCCCUCCCUCCAAACCCCUCCCUCAGCUUCCCUUCCCAUCUGCCCGUCUUCUUCUUCUUCCUCCUCCUCCUGCCCUACCCGCGGCCGCGCGAUAUAAAUACAUCACCCUCCCCAUCCGCCUCUCCGCCAGCAAACCAGCACAGCCGUACGCCGCCGGCAACUGCGUUCGCGCGAGCGCCUGUCCGCGUUGUACAUAUUUGUGAGUAAUCCGUCACCUCUGUACGCAGCACGCACAUGCCGCCGCCAAAGCGCAGAUGAUUCCAGUCUUUCCCUACUUUUGAAUCUGUGCCUGAUGAAUCUGCGUCGUCGUGCUGUAGCACUAGCGAGUGUUUCCCUUGCGACGUAGAGUUUGCUGAUGUUCAUCUAAUUAGCCCGGAGGACUCGGGAAUCAGAAUUCACCGUGGUGUCAGGGAGAAAAAGUGGAUCGAACUUCGGAUCACCUGGUACCAUUUGUUUACGAUACAGGUAUUGAACGACAAGAUGGUUAAUUUUGGAAAGAAGUUGAUGGCUGAUCAAGUAGAAGAAUGGAAAGGAUACUAUAUUAACUACAAAUUGAUGAAGAAAAUGUUGAAGCAAUACGUUCAGCAGACCCAACUUGGUGGAAAAGAUCGAGAGCAAGUACUUAAAGAGUUCUCAAGAAUUCUUGAUGAACAGAUUGAAAGGAUUGUACUUUUUCUGCUACAACAACAAGGCCACCUUGCUAAUAGGAUUGAGGAAUUGGGAGAACAGCGUGCUGCUCUUCUAGAACAGCAUGAUAUAUCCCAAGUUUUUCAACUACGAGAGGCUUAUAGAGAAGUUGGGCGAGAUCUUAUAAAGCUUCUCCGUUUUGUUGAUAUGAAUGCUACUGGUAUAAGGAAGAUUCUAAAGAAAUUCGAUAAGCGCUUUGGCUAUAGGUUUACAGACUAUUAUGUCACCACUCGUGCAAACCAUCCUUAUUCUCAGCUUCAACAAGUCUUUAAGCAAGUGGGGAUUGUAGCUGUUGUAGGAGCUUUAUCGCGCAACCUUGCAUAUCUGCAAGAUCAUGAAGGAAGUGUUUUGUCCAUCUAUGAUCAUCCAUCAGUUACCUUAAAGGACCCUAUCAUAGACCAAGUAAAUCAUGCGGUACAAAAACUUACACAUGCGACGAGUUUUCUGCAAUUCUUAGGUCAACAUGCACUUAUCAUCCAAGAGGACGUGCAAAGUGGGUCGGAGGAUCUUGUCGAUGAUCAAAGUUACCAUUUCAUGUCUUUGAUACUCAACCUAGUGAACACCUUUCUUUACAUGGUGAACACAUAUAUCAUUGUGCCAACUGCUGAUGACUACGCUGUAAGCCUUGGAGCUGCAGCGACAGUUUGUGGCGUAAUCAUCGGAUCAAUGGCAGUUGCUCAAGUGUUCUCCUCAGUUUAUUUCAGUGCAUGGUCAAAUAGGUCAUACUUCAGACCUCUUGUAUUCAGUAGCAUCAUGUUAUUCGCUGGGAAUCUGCUAUAUGCAUUAGCAUAUGACCUGAAUUCUCUGACAGUUCUCCUGAUUGGCCGGCUACUAUGCGGGUUAGGCUCUGCAAGAGCUGUGAACCGUCGAUAUAUCAGCGAUUGUGUGCCUCUCAAAAUCAGGCUACAGGCCUCUGCAGGAUUCGUCAGUGCUAGUGCUCUUGGCAUGGCAUGUGGCCCUGCUCUUGCUGGUUUACUCCAGACAAGAUUUAAGAUAUACUCACUCACUUUUGAUCAGAGCACGUUGCCUGGGUGGGUCAUGUGCAUUGCUUGGCUUGUUUACUUGCUGUGGCUGUGGAUAUCAUUCAAAGAGCCGGGACACUUUGCUAAGAGUUCAGACACGGCACAGCCUGCUGAAUCUGGCCAUCAAGUCAAUGCUAAUCUGGAGGAAGGUCUAGCGCAACCAUUGCUUACAGGCUCAGAAGAGGGACAAGACCAAAAUGCUGAGGAUAAUGACGAUAACGAAGAGGAGUCUAAAAAUUCUCACGGGCCAGCAACUUCAAUCAGUUCAGCAUACAAAUUGUUGACACCAUCUGUGAAGGUCCAGCUAUUGAUAUACUUUAUGCUCAAGUACGCUAUGGAAAUCUUGCUCUCUGAAUCAAGUGUCAUCACCACAUACUAUUUUAACUGGUCUACAAGCGCUGUGGCUAUCUUUUUAGCGAUUCUUGGGUGUACUGUUCUCCCUGUCAACGCCAUUGUUGGAAGCUACAUUACAAAUUUAUUCGAGGACAGGCAAAUUUUGGUGGCAUCUGAAAUCAUGGUCCUCAUUGGUAUAAUCAUGAGCUUCCGUUACACCCCUCACUACUCCGUUCCGCAGUACGUCUUGUCCGCUCUCAUCACAUUUGUGUUUGCUGAGGUCCUCGAAGGAGUGAACCUGUCGUUGCUUUCACGAGUAAUGUCGUCGAGGCUCGCGCGAGGAACCUACAACGGCGGCCUCCUGUCGACAGAGGCCGGGACGCUGGCCCGUGUAGUUGCAGACGCGACGAUUACCGCGGCGGGUUAUCUAGGCCCGGACCUCCUGCUCAACAUCACUCUGCUGCCACCUCUUGUCAUCUGCAUAGCCUCCCUCGUUGCAACAUUCUGCACAUACAACACCCUGUACUAAGGAAGUUGCCUCUCUCUGCACACUGUAGAGCCGGUUAAACUUUAUUCAUGCUCACAUUGGGUUGUAUUUUACAUGUAUCUGCAUGCGGUAGCAUUCUUUGUUUGUACAAGUCCUUAAACAGUUCAAUAAAAUGUUCUUCUGUAAAUCCUACAGAUGUUUUCUCGAUGCAUGUUUACAGUCCUUAUGCAUUUUACAUAUGUAUUCAUUUUUCCUAUAUCUGUAAAAAAAAUUUCUUGAUCUGUACCAAUAUUAUGAGUUAUGAGGUUGAAAAGACACAUGCACCAUGGACAA